This is a messenger RNA of Ruditapes philippinarum (Manila clam), 1317 nucleotides long. RefSeq names its product transcription intermediary factor 1-beta-like. Lineage: Eukaryota; Metazoa; Mollusca; Bivalvia; Venerida; Veneridae. The transcript has a single exon. Gene Ontology annotation, molecular function: zinc ion binding. The record is from RefSeq and is a predicted model, not a curated record. The coding region runs from base 1 to 1317 and encodes 438 amino acids.
AUGGAAGUUUCAGGACGUAAAGGAUCUUCAGAUAUUAUAAGAUCAUGUCAGCCAUGCAAAGGUGACGGUGAUAUUGUACAAGCAGAGGGUUACUGUGAAAACUGUAAUGAGUUUAUAUGUUCAUCUUGUAUAAAGGCACACAGGAAGUUGGCGGGGACAAAGAAUCACGUGAUCAAAUCUAAAGAUGAAAUGCUGACAGUCCUGUCUUCUCAAAGUGAUCCGUGCACUGAACUAUGUGAUGUUCACAAAACCGAAAUAGUAAAGAUUUAUUGUCAGGAUCACAAUAGUGUUGGGUGUGGAGAUUGUACGGUACUUGAACAUACUUCCUGCAAGGUUCAACUAGUUUCAGACGUGUCUUGUAACUAUGACAACGGUGAUGAACUUGUUCAACUCAAACACAGUAUUGAUCACCUUAUGAAAAACCUGGAUUCUUGUAAACAAGAAAUAAAAUGCAGUCUGGUAACAGCCGAUGAGAUAAAGAUAACAAUAUUGAAGGAAAUAAAGACGUUUCGUAAAGAGAUGAACAAUUAUCUUGACAGGGUAGAAAUAGACCUUAUACAAGAAGUUGAAAAGAUCAGUGCAAGCGAUAUCGCUAAACAGCAAAAGCUUCAGGGUCGAUGCGAGGCUUUGAACGAUGAAAUCGAACAAUUUCAAAAUAAACAAGAACAGUGUAAAGACAAUAUCAAUAACUUAUUUGUUACAUCAAAACAAAUACUAAAGAAACUGCGAAGAUGCUAUGAAAUCAAUAGGGAAAUUUCAUCUAAAAGUCAAAUAAACACUUUAAAAUAUACUCCUGCUAAAGAAUUGAAGGAUGUGAAAAUGCAUAACAUAUGCCUUGGCAAUCUUGAUAGACAAGUGAAGAAAUUCUCGGGACGAUGCACAAAAAGAAUCAUUGACAAUGAGACACGUUUUGUGAGGAAAAUCGACGUACAUACCAACGCAAAAAAAGAUUGUUAUAUAUCGGGAAUGUCAAUCAUGUCUGAAACUGAAAUUCUAUUCGCAGAUAGCUAUAAUGUAUCAUUAAAAGUAUUAAACCAUAAAGAGGGUAAAAUUACAUCAACAUUGAAAACGUCGAGUAGGCCAGCUGACGUCACUACAAUAAAUUCCUCGUCUGCUGCAACAACUUUACCUGCUGAGGGCAAAAUCAUGUUGAUAAAUACACAAAAUGGAUUGUCUGUAAGUAACAGUCUGCGAGUCAAACAUGGAUGUUAUGGAAUAGAUCAUCACAACGGUAUAAUGGCAGUAACUUUUGUUGGUUUUUGUCCUGCUGUUCAGGUGAUAGACAUGGAUAUAUUAUAUUCUUCAUCAAGUCAGUGA